Molecule: messenger RNA, 927 nt
Organism: Aspergillus puulaauensis
Lineage: Eukaryota; Fungi; Ascomycota; Eurotiomycetes; Eurotiales; Aspergillaceae
Product: polysaccharide deacetylase family protein
Exons: 4
Coding region: 1-927 (308 amino acids)
Biological process (GO): carbohydrate metabolic process
Molecular function (GO): hydrolase activity, acting on carbon-nitrogen (but not peptide) bonds
Source: RefSeq, a predicted model, not a curated record
AUGGGAAAGAAACGAGUCCUCGUAUCCUACGGCGUCGAUAUUGACGCUGUCUCCGGUUGGUUGGGAUCAUAUGGUGGCGAAGACAGCGCCAGUGAUAUUAGUCGGGGCCUUUUUGCCGGACACGUCGGCACCCCGCGCCUCCUCAAACUUUUCCAAAAAUACAAUAUCAAAGCGACCUGGUUCAUCCCCGGCCAUUCGCUCGAGACAUUCCCCGAGGAAUGCACCAUGAUCCGAGACGCAGGCCAUGAGAUCGGACUACACGGGUACAGCCACGAAAACCCUACGGACAUGACAAUUGAGCAACAGAAGAUCAUUCUCGACAAGACUUAUCGCAUGCUAACCGACUUCUGCGGCGGAAAGCCACCGCGCGGCACGGUUGCGCCUUGGUGGGAAACGUCCCAGGAGAUGACGGAGUUGCUGCUCGAUUACGGAAUCGAAUAUGAUCAUUCCAUGCUGCAUCAUGACUGUCAGAUGUACUGGCUCCGGACGGGGGAUCAGUGGACGAAAAUCGACUAUAAUAAGAAGCCGGAGACGUGGAUGAAACCGCUGGAGAGGGGAAAUGAGACUGGGCUGGUGGAGAUCCCGGGAAACUGGUACAUUGAUGAUUUGCCGCCCAUGAUGUUUAUCAAAAAGGCACCGAAUAGUCAUGGUUGGGUGAAUCCAAGGGAUGUCGAGGAUAUCUGGAAGGACCAUUUCGAUUACUUCUACCGUGAGUAUGAUGAGUUUGUAUUUCCUAUGACUAUUCAUCCAGAUGUUUCUGGCCGUCCGCAUGUUCUACUCAUGCAUGAAAGGAUCAUCGAACAUAUUAAUAAACACGAAGGUGUGGAGUGGGUGACGAUGGAGCAGAUGUGUGAUGACUUCAAGAGCAAGAACAAGCCUCCUGCUGGUGCUAAGAUGCCAUCUUCUCCUGCGUCAGUGCCCAAAUAG